AAGUCAAUUGGCUCGCCUGCGCGCUCACGCUCAAUCCGCGCUCCCGAUGACUCGUGGGCAGCGAGCAGCCAGCUGCAGAGCAGAGCGGACCAGCGCUGUACUGCGGUGAACAGAGCCCGGGACCACCCGAACCGCUCGCUGUUCUGCACACAAGAUGCUUCCGUGGACAGAGCGACGUGAAAUGUCUGCGCUCUGAAACCACCCACUUCAUUUUUCUCUGACAACCAGAAGGAGCGAACGCUAACGACGCGCCUCACCGUGAACGCUACGCAGGGUUGAUUAUGACACGCUGGAGCCUCGGCGGUUCUGGCCAUCAUCUCUGGAGAACAGAUAAGGAAUUGAAAGAAUAAAGACCAGAAAGAAAACGGCAGGAGACGACUUGCAUAUGGAAGACGGAGCUUUGCAAUAAGCUCAGGGAUGGAGCCAGGUUUACAGGCCUUUGACCGGAGGAGCACUGGGAUUCAGAGAAAAAUCCAAUAAUGGGAAAUCAGUUUAGACAUUCUGAAACGCAAUGAGAUUUCCACAAAGUGCAGCUCUCUUGAAUUUGGAGUUCCCUUAUGUAGUUUAGCCUGCAUGCACCCUGUCUGUGGACUUCUCCUUUAGUGUGGGUUUGUGGGCUUCACAUCCAUCACUCACUUUCAAAAUGGAUAUGUUUCUCUCUUACCAAGCUGCUGUCAAAAUAAGGAUGAUAUAAACAACCUGAAUCACUGACAAUAUGUCGAGCGUUAAAAAGAAAACACCUGUCAGCGGAGGAGACGGGCGUUCAAAAACUGUAAUAAACGGCUGCAGACAAAACGUCCCUUCCUGCCAUCUCUCCAUCCUCCUCCUCCUGCUCCUCUUCUCCCUGGGUGCCCCUCACAUGGAGUCUAUAGAGAGCCAUAGCGAAUUCAGCUGUGAGCCCAUCAGACUGAGAAUGUGCCAGGAUUUGCCUUACAACACCACCUUCAUGCCCAAUCUCCUGAAUCACUACGACCAGCAAACGGCUGCUCUGGCCAUGGAGCCUUUCCACCCAAUGGUGAACUUGGCAUGCAGUGCCGACCUGAGGAUGUUUCUGUGCGCCCUGUACGCGCCGGUGUGCACAGAAUACGGCCGAAUGUCCAUGCCGUGUCGGUCCAUCUGCCAGCGGGCCAAAGACGAGUGCCACAAACUCAUGGAGAUUUUUGGAGUAGCUUGGCCAGAUGACAUGGAGUGUAGCAGGUUUCCAGAUUGUGAUGAGCCUUACCCUCGCGCCGUGGACCUGCUGACGGGCCCAGAACCCACUGACCAGUCGUCCAUGACGGUCCAGAGAGAUUACGGCUUCUGGUGUCCCCGAGAGCUGAAGGUGGACCCAGACCUGGGCUACUCCUUCAUGGGAAGGAAGGACUGCUCUGCUCCCUGCCCAUCCAUGUUCUUCAGCCAGCAGGAGCUCAGCUUCAUGAGAUACUUCAUUGGAGUCGUCUCUAUUGUUUGUCUCUCUGCAACGCUCUUCACAUUCCUGACGUUUCUCAUCGAUGUUACAAGGUUCCGAUACCCUGAGCGGCCAAUCAUCUUCUACGCUGUGUGCUAUGUCAUGGUGUCGCUGGUCUUCUUCUUGGGUUUCCUUCUGGAGGACAGAGUAGCAUGCAAUGCGGUGAGCCCGGCCCAGUUCAAAGCUUCAACCAUCACACAGGGCUCUCACAACAAGGCAUGCACUCUCUUCUUCAUGGUCCUGUAUUUCUUUACCAUGGCUGGCAGCGUUUGGUGGGUCGUACUGACAAUCACUUGGUUCCUGGCCGCUGUGCCUAAAUGGGGCAGCGAGGCCAUUGAGAAGAAAGCCCUCCUCUUCCACGCUGUGGCCUGGGGCCUCCCAGGGGCCCUCACUGUCUCCCUGUUGGCCUUGAAUAAGAUCGAGGGAGAUGGGAUCAGUGGAGUGUGUUUCAUAGGCCUGUAUGACAUCGAUGCCCUGAGGUGGUUUGUUCUGGCACCGCUCUGCUUCAAUGUGGCGGUUGGCGUCUCGCUGCUUUUAGUGGGAAUUAUCGCUCUGAACCGGGUCCGGAUGGAGAUUCCACUGGAGAAAGAAAACCAGGCCAAACUCGUCAAGUUCAUGAUCCGAAUGGGCGUGUUCUCGGUGCUCUACCUCGCCCCCUUGUUCACCGUGAUUGGCUGCUACAUUUAUGAACACACCUAUCGGGGUAUCUGGGAAACAACGUGGAUGGAGGAGAACUGUCGGCGGUACCACAUCCCCUGCCCAUAUAAGGUGGAGACGACCAGCAAGCCGGCCUUGGUUCUGUUCCUGAUUAAAUACCUGAUGAUGCUGGUGGUGGGGAUUCCCUCUGUGUUCUGGGUGGGCAGCAAGAAGACGUGCUUUGAAUGGGCCAGUUUCCUGCACGGACGCAGACGCAAAGACAGUGGGGUGAAUGAGUCCCGGCAGGUUCUGCAGGAGCAGCCGGACUUUGCUCAGUCUCUGCUGCGUGAACCCAACACCCCGAUUAUCAGGAAGUCAAGAGGGACGUCUACACAGGGCACCUCCACCCACGCCUCCUCCACCCACUUGGCAGCUCUAGAAGAUCUGGACGAACCAAUCAGGACUCACCAUGGUCACCCUGCAUCGACCAGAAGCAAGCCCAGCAGUGUCCACAGCAAGGCCAGUUACCAUGGCAGCCUGCGCCGCAAUCGAGAUGACAGGAGCGAUUCUCUAGCUUACCGGGGCACACCGGACCGCAAUCUCCAUGGCAGCAUGCCCCGGCUCGACCACCCGCUCUCCACCCACAGCAGCCUGCAUAAGAUAGACGGCCACUCCAGGCACAGCAGCCAGCGGGAUGCAUCGGAGGUUUCGCCUACCCUCAUUACCCACGGAGCCACAGGGAGUGAUGGCCGGCCUGCUGAGGACGGCACCAGCGCCUGAGGAGUUCAUCGCUUUCUGCAGCAAAAAGCAGAAUCUACCAGAACGCUGUGGUGGUUUGUGAUCCAGUCUGGUCCUUUGUGUUACAGAUUCAGGAUUUAUUCAGGGAAAACUGUGGAGAGCUGCAACUUGCACUGGACAGACCAGGAACUGGCAAAAUAAGGUUGUUGCACUUAAUAUUACAGUCAAAACCUAAUUCCAUAGGACCUUCACAAAUAUUAUGAAACUUGUAAAAACAACUGCAGAGUUUUGUUUUUAUAUCAAACUCUUCUUCGUCUGUCACAAAAGUGGCUCGUUUAUUUUGGCCUGCAGCUGUUGAUGCUCAUCUGUGUGUGGAGUCUUAGACAAAAAUGGGCCUAACAUGGACCUUUUAAUUGUUUAGUAAAUAUUUUUAUACU
Poecilia latipinna (sailfin molly) is the source of this 3258-nucleotide messenger RNA. Its product is annotated as frizzled-3-like. Gene Ontology annotation, molecular function: Wnt-protein binding; Wnt receptor activity. The transcript has 12 exons. The record is from RefSeq and is a predicted model, not a curated record. The coding region runs from base 716 to 2863 and encodes 715 amino acids. Gene Ontology annotation, cellular component: plasma membrane. Lineage: Eukaryota; Metazoa; Chordata; Actinopteri; Cyprinodontiformes; Poeciliidae. Gene Ontology annotation, biological process: non-canonical Wnt signaling pathway; canonical Wnt signaling pathway.